Molecule: messenger RNA, 1317 nt
Organism: Chlamydomonas reinhardtii
Lineage: Eukaryota; Viridiplantae; Chlorophyta; Chlorophyceae; Chlamydomonadales; Chlamydomonadaceae
Exons: 7
Coding region: 270-770 (166 amino acids)
Source: RefSeq, a predicted model, not a curated record
GAUAAUGACAUAUUUGUUCUUAUUGAUAUCAAGCCUUGCAGCGAACUCAACAAGGACAACGCGGCAGCGCAGUGCAAACACAAGCACUUUGAAUGGAGUUCUUCCUACUAAUGAAGGGGCUCCCCGGCUGCGGCAAGUCCACGCUCGCUGCUGCGCUGGCUCGGGAGCUUCGCUGUCCAUUAGUCGACAAGGAUGACGCUCGUGACAUGUUCCAGCCUGUGGUGUCGCAAGCGCCGGACCUGGACUGGAACGGGCUCUCCUAUGACGUCAUGUUCAGAGUGGCUGAGCGGCAGCUGGGGCUGGGCCUGAGCGUCGUGGCGGACUGCCCCUUCGCUCGUGUGUCCCUAUACCAGCGGGCACUAGAGCUCGUGAGCAAGGUGGAGAGGCUCCAAUGCGCGCCCGCUGCCUUUGCUGGCAGUGCGCGUCAUGAAGCGGCUGACCAGCAACAGUCGCUUUUACCACCUGCAACAAUCCGACCGCCGGCAGAAGCGGUUGGGACAGCGCCUGCCGGCGACACCCCCUGUGGGUCCGCAUUCGAGCCGCCUGAGGAGGGCUGCAAAAGAAGCACAACAGGCAGCAACCUGAAGCAGGAAACCCGACUGCUGGUGGUGGUGGUGGACGUGGAGUGCAGCGACGAGGGCUUGUGGCGGCGGAGGUUGGACGCGCGUGGGGCUGAGGACGCGGGCACCGAGCGGAGCCACAAGCCGGGCAGCUGGGAGCAGCUGCAGGACCUGCUGUCGAGGUGUGCUACUGCUGGGCAUGUACGGUGACAGCUGGAAGUGGAGCACGAGCGGGAGCGCCCAUGUGCCGUAUCACGUGCGAGUGGACACAACCGCCGCCUCCACUGCGGAGUGCGUGGCGACUGUGCUCGGGUAUCUGAAGGCGCUGAAGCAAGCACCCAGAGGCGGCAGCAGCGCGGCCACUGCAGGGCUUUGAGGCGCUGCGGUGCUGGGCGUGGGUAUUGGGCUGCAGCGGGUCGACCCCAGUUGGACAUGGUCAGGAGCUCUCCUCGAUGUAUGGGCUGCCAGCGGCCGAGCGGCUGUCAGCGGUCGAGCGGCUCCACCACGAGGCUGAACCAUUGCAGGGCGGCGGCGGCACAUCAACUGCAAGAGCGUGGCUGCAUGGAGCACCGAGAAGCGUUGGCGUGCAUUGUUGGCUAAGAGUGGACAGGUCACGCAAGUUGUUACAGACGCCGUGGGAAGAAGGUCGUGGAACCGGGGGGAGGGGGGGGGGGGUGGCACCGUUUGGGGGAAUCGGGUUCACAAGGAGGCCGAAGCCCGAAGGGGGGUUCGCAUGACAAUGUAACUUCAAAUGGGC